This is a messenger RNA of Falco peregrinus (peregrine falcon), 10686 nucleotides long. RefSeq names its product forkhead box O3 (gene FOXO3). Gene Ontology annotation, molecular function: RNA polymerase II cis-regulatory region sequence-specific DNA binding; DNA-binding transcription factor activity, RNA polymerase II-specific. Gene Ontology annotation, cellular component: nucleus; mitochondrial matrix. The record is from RefSeq and is a predicted model, not a curated record. The transcript is spliced from 2 exons. Bases 5888 to 6694 code for a protein of 268 amino acids. NCBI's taxonomy places the organism in Eukaryota, Metazoa, Chordata, Aves, Falconiformes, Falconidae. Gene Ontology annotation, biological process: regulation of transcription by RNA polymerase II.
AGCUUUUGAGUGGUGUUAUACCAGCUUAAAAAUCAGUUUUUAAAAGGUUUUAAAAUAUGCAAUUAGGAUUGGGGUUUUUUUUCUGCUUUCUUCCUGGUCCUGAAAGUACACUUGGGUCACAUCCAUGGCACAUCAGGAACUUGGCUAUUGUUUUAAAAUGGUAGCUGAGAUGCUUCUUUAAUGGGACUUUAAUAACAGGGAUUUCAAGAAAACACCAGUAUUGCAGGACUCAUAAAUAAAGCUGAGAGCUGGCAACACCACUAUGCACUGCUGUUGGUGGCUGUUACUAAGCGUAUGAAACACUAUUAGAAACCUACUUCUGUCCAUGAGAACCUUGAGAAUCUUUCCUGGCCUACAAAGUGCAGCUUUUUGGUGGGCCUUGACAAUGCAACUUCAACGGACAUGAGGCUGCUUUAAUAGCAAAUUUUGAAGCUAUAGCAUUGAAUUUUCCUACUUCCUCAGCUUCGCAGCUCCUUUUUCAAACAGUUGUGGGGUUUUUUUUGAGGUUUCAUUGUAAAUAUUGCUUCUUCCAGAAAGGUGAUCCUGUUUUUUAAUGAGGAUGACUGCAGUCACUGUUCUCCAUGCAGUGCAAAAAUGGGUCAAGAAUUCUUCAGCAGUGGGUUGUCAAGUUUAGGUGUAGGCAGAGCUGAAUGCUUCCAGCCUCAGAGUUCAGUCCCCAAAUUGUCAAGAUCAUUUGAGGAAAAGGUUCUUUUCUCCACAGUAGUAAUGUCACUAUUUCCUUCUGCUACUGUGCUUCUCCUUCCACUCCCCUCUGUUAGAGCGGUCAGUCAGCCAGUUUACAGGCUGAAGUCCAACUUCAAUUGAUCUUUAAAUUGUUGUUCAUCACUUUGAGGAAAAUUUUAUAGUCAUAUCUCUCUAGUUGUCUUUGGCUAACCCUUCAUGUCUCCAUGGCAUGAUCUGGACCCUUGCUCUGUGUCUAUCUGCCAGACAGCCAAUAACUGUGGAACCCAUUAGCCAGUUUUAGCCAAAUUGAGCAGAAAGGUUAAAGUCUCAAAGUAUGAAGUUGGCUGGUUUAUAGAUGACAUUUCUUUCUAAUCAGCACACAAGUUACUCUGUAUCAGCCACAAAACCUACUGCCCUUUGCCCAGUCUGCAUUUAAAGGACAUAGUAGGGAACUGUGGGAAGAACAAAAAAAAAAUACACAGAGGGAGCCGCUCUCUCACAGGAUAAAUGGGAGGGGUAGACAGGGUUAUCGCAGUGGUCACAAACUUCUCUUGAGACCAGGCUGCAGGUGGCUUACCAAACAACCCGUCAUAUACUUGUGUGAAGUCCAUGUAGACAAUGCAGCUGUUGUUUAAUGUAACUGCAAUAUAACAUUGUUUUAUUGAGGGGCAGUACACUUUACAGUAGAUUUCUAUAAUGGUGUAAUGGUGAGAAGUUCCAGGUCCCCCACCCCCCAUGUAACUUUAGCUCCAACCAUGCUUCUGCAAGAUACUUGUGUAAGAGAGGUAAUGCCAGAAAUGUGACCUGCACUUCUCUAGCUAUCAGCUCAGGAGAAUGUGGGUUAUGGCAGAAUGAAGGAGCAAUCACAUCUGGGUUACCACUGUGAACUGGUACACUCUUAUGGGAAGCUGGCUCUGAAUUGACGAAAUGGAAGAAUGAGAAUGAAAACUGAGCUGAUGACAGCCUGUAGUUGAACGCAGAAGCUUAGAAGAGUUAAUCUCAACACAAAAAUCACUUAUGAGGAUUCCCACCCAGAGUGCCGUCAUAGGAACGUUACCCCCCCGAAGCAGUAUGCCACAGGCCCCAUGUCUCAUGGGUCUCAUGGUCCAUGCACAGCUGAGAUCACCCACAGAGAUGGCUCCAGGCUGCAAAGUAAUGGUGACCCCACCAAAUGCAUAUAAUCAGGUUCCGUGAUAGGUACAUAUGUUCUCAAUAUGAACUGGAGUAGGGAUAGCAGAUGAAAAGGGAUGCAGAGGAAGAUGCAGCACUGCCCUGAAACACUUGCAGUCUAAGUAGGCACAAUAAGUGAAGGAGGCUUUCAAAUGGCCUCAGGGCUGGCCUAACUUUAUUCCUGUCGAAGUCAGCGAUAAAACUCCCAUAAACGGAACCUUUUUCAAAAUCCCACCCUUGAGGCAUUAAAGUACUUAAAGGAAGAGACUGGAAAUCGUGCAGGCUUUAGAUUCAAUUUUGAUCACUUUUGAUACGUAUUUCAGUGGGCCCAGCCAUGCAACAGCAAUAAGAAGGGCUUCUCUCUCUGUCUGUUUUGCUCGUGCACAUUUGGUAAGUAAAAUGUGUAGGGACAAUUAUACUGUGGUUUUAAUUCCGCCUCAAAAUGCAGUAUCAUGGGCACACACGUGCUGUGUGGAGCUGUGAAGAACUGGUACCAUCACUUAUGUGAUCAAAGCUGUAUGGCUGAUACACCAGUGAAUUCUCAAGAGGGCAGAUAAUCUUACAGCAAAGGCCCAGGGCUGGCACUCAGGAACUCCAGUUUUAUUUCUCAGUUCUGCAUGGGCUUCCUGUAUGACCUCAGCACAGUCAUGUAAUUGCUCGAUGCCUCAGUCCAUCAUCUCUUUAAUAGGGUUACUACUUACUUAUUUCCUUUCUCCCGCCCUGGCCUGCCUUACUCGGCCUGCAAUUCUGCCAGGGAGUGGAGCAUUUCUUACCACGUGCAGGGCCUGCACCCCGUACAAUGAGACCUAAUGGCAAUGCCUGUAGAGCAAUGCAAUGCCAAUUAAAUAAAUAAAUGAAGAUGAUAAUAUAAUUUAGGACUAGAUUUGCAUCUCGUCAUCCAGCCCAAGGUCAAAGUGCUACACUUGCCUGGAACUUCAGGACCUGAGGAAGCACUCCGUGGGGAGGUUUCUGCAUCCGUCAAAAUCAGGCCCAAACACUAGCAGGUUUUGGGAAGGGGCCGAGUGUCAGUCACAGCUUUGCCAGCCAGCUUUCUCUGGCUGACUGCUGAAAGCCACAAGUAGAGGCUCCUCAGAGACGCAGUGUUGGACUAAGCAUCUUCUCAUCGUGCACGACCUUGUCUGAUCUUGGUUCCUGGCUCUUCAACUCUGCUGCCGUUCUCCUCCCCUACCAACUACUAAAUCAUACACAUGAAUGCCAGUAUCCCAAUUGCAGAGUAGCCAGUGUCUUUUUGAGCUGCCUUGCAUUCCCGUAAGGAGCCACGUUACAACAAAAGCAAUGGCAGGGCAUGCAAUGUCAUGACCCAAAAUGGAGCUGCAGGGAAAACUAUUUCCAUUACUUGAACCUGCAUUCAUUCUGAUUAAUUCAGUGUCUCCUACUAUAUUUAGAUAACUGAGGAUUAAUUGUAUGCAUGCUGAAAUGCUGUCCCUUGUAACAACACCAUGCCAAACUAUUCCUAACUUGAGUGCCCCUUGAAUUCGAAACCUAACUAGACCCUGAGUGCCUUAGGCCUCACUUAGAAGGACGUGUAAGGCAUGUGGGAUCAGGGCCUCGCUGUUUUCUAACCAAACCGAAUGGUUUUCAAACCUCAUUGCUUGUCUAUAAUGCUAAAUAAAUCAAGGAUAAUUUAAUUUGCCUGCUAAUUCUAUGCAGCAAUGCUUCAGCAGCACACCUACUUCUCUGCACAUGCUGCUGUCUAUAUCUGGCAUCAGAGACACUACUACUGUUGUACCAAAUCUAGUCCAUAGUUCAGUCCGAUACAAAACUAGGUGAGAACUGAUACAUACACGUUGCUAUUGUAAUGCAUUUGUAACUGCAUCUAUAUUAAUAGCUUUAUGUUCCUUGGCUUUGUGGGUCACCUCUUUAUUCAACCCAUAAUUAACUACGUCUUCAAGUGAACUAUUUUGGAGGGCUUUCUGCUAGGGCAUGGCCUCCGAGGAGGAAGUACAGCAGGAUUAUAUUCACGUGUGGACAUGUCUGAACUGAACACGCCCUGUAUCACACACUGGUGGAAUUAAAGUUUUCAAUUGGACUCCAGAUUUAAAGUUUACCAGAAUAACUCCCGCACCACUGAUUUAUGAGCAGUGGAAACAAGGCAGAAGAGCAGCAGCGCGCUACGCCGCCGUGCCUGGCAGCCCGAGCUGGCUCCAUGGCGAAGCGCAGGCAGGGAGUGCUGCAGCUGUGCCCCUUCCUGGCCAGGCGGGCAGGGCGCAGGUCAGCGGUAGGGACAAGCCAGGCGGUUGCGGCUGGUUUUGCCGCUUCAUUUCUAGCAAGCGCGGAGAGCCAGGGCGAAUGCAGCCCUGGGAGGAGUUACCGUGUGCUCCGAGAGACUCGAGCCUUCCCGCCGCCGCCUUCCCGCGGCCCGGGCGGCGCGGUCAAGACCCGGGCGGCGGCUGAGACACGGCCGCGGCGCCUCGGAGAUGCCGCUCCGCAGCCGCGGGGAGGGCGGGCGGGCAGGCGCUGUCCCCGCCGGGUCCCGGCACCCUCUCCCGCUCGCCCAGGCCCGGCGGCUCCCCCUGGCCCGUCGCUCCCGCCCCGUCGGGGCGGCCCCUGCGCGGCACCGCCCGCCCUCCGCCCGUGGGCGGGCCGUGCGGUGCCGUGCGGUUAGGUUGAGGCUCCCUGCGUGUGUCUAUAACUUUGUGUUGCUGCCGGUGGUUGUUAGGAGGAGGGAUGUGGAAGUCGGCGGCGAGCAGGGUGACAGGCUGCUCGGGCGGGCUGCGGCGGCGGCUGGCUGGCUCGGCGCGGGCGGAUCGCUUGCCUCUCGCCGGCUGCUCGCAGAGGGAGCGGGCGGUGUGCCGCUUUCCCCUCCUUCGCCUUUAAAGGGAAGGCGCCUCGGAGCUGAAGGCGCAGGAGCAGGAGAAGCAGGAAACAUGCAGCAGCGCUGCUUCUUCUUCCCGUGAAUUCGGAUCUCGAUUUCUGCCGGUGUGGAGGUGGCUGUUGAUUCUCCCCCCCACCCCCCGCCUCCCUCCCCUCCCGAAGUGGCUCUCCCUGCCUCUUCUGCCUGCGCUUUUUAAAUGACUUGAGUGAAGGGGGGGAAAAACUGUCAAGAUGGCAGCAGCAGGAGCAAGGAGGUUAUGAAUGUGGUGUUGAUGCUGGAACAAAACCUAUUCUCUUUGGCAGCCCUAGGGAGGGCUUAAAGCUUCUGGACCUGUUGGAAGACUGGCGAUUUGAUUUGUUCCCGUUGUGUUUGCUUUUUCCCUGCGAGAAGAAGGAUUUAUUAUUUUUUUAAAUCGACCAGCCCCCGGGGUGGCUUUUUCCCGCCCCCUGCUCCGUCGGCUGUGAGAUUUUGGGGGGUUGGUUGCGUGUGGCUUGGGGGGCACCACAAAGUGACAGGCUUACGCUAAUAUGCAGUUGGAUGUACGCUAAGACUUCGGCUCCCUUUAGGGCGUUUUGAAGAAGGAAAAAGUCUUCGGCGUAAUCUGAAAGACCCCUCUCCCUGCCCUCCUGCCGAGGGAGGGUGCAAAGGACCACCCCCACCCCCACCCCCCAAAAAGGGAAGAUAUCUGCGGAAGCGACGAGGAGCGAGCUCGGAGGCGCCGGGGGCGGGGGGCGGGGGGGUGUCCUCUCCGGGCUGGAUACAGCGCGGUUCCCGCUGGAGCUACUUCUGCAUCCGCAUGGAGUGAAACAUAAACAAACGCACACACGCACCGCAGGAGCGGCCGCUGCUCCGCCGGCGCGGAGGGCAGCGCCGCGGGCACCUCCGGCACCGCCCGGCCCCGCGCUGCCCGCCCUGCACCGCCGCUCCGGCUCCUAAUCUGAUUUUUUUUUUUUUUUCCUUCCCCUCCCUCCCCUUCCCCCCGGCUCCGGCGUGCGCAUCGCCCGCGGGGAGCGGGGCUCGGGGUGCAGCGGAGAGCCUGCCAGCCCUUAGCGGAGAGCGGCAUGCCCGCCCGGCGGCCCCCCGCUUGCUAGGCUCCCGUCGGCACCGAGGAGGAGGCGGCGGAGGAGGAGCGGGGUCGGCGGCCGCCCGCCCCGUCGCAGCGCCCCGCCACCGCAGCCGCCCGCGGGGGAGGCCAAGAUGGCAGAGGCGUCGCCCCCCGCGCCGCUCUCUCCCCUGGACGUGGAGCUGGACCCCGAGUUCGAGCCGCAGAGCCGCCCCCGCUCCUGCACCUGGCCCCUGCAGAGGCCUGAGCUGCAGGCCAGCCCAGCCAAGCCUGCCGGCGAGCCGCCCGCCGACGCCGCCUCCAUGAUCCCCGAGGAGGAGGACGACGAGGAGGAGGGGGGCAGCUCGGCCAUGGCCGUCGGCAGCGCGGUCCCCGCGGGCGGAGAAGCGGCGGCGGCGGCCACCGCCGUCCCGGAGGAGGCGGCGCGGCUGCUGGCCCCGCUGCCCGGCGGCGGCCCGGAGGGGCCGAGCCUGUCGCCGGGGGGAGCCGCGGCGGCAGGCGGCGGGGGGCUGAGCGGGGGCCCGGCGGCGGCGCCGAGGAAGUGCUCGUCGCGGCGCAACGCGUGGGGCAACCUCUCCUACGCCGACCUGAUCACCCGCGCCAUCGAGAGCUCCCCGGAGAAGCGCCUCACCCUUUCCCAGAUCUACGACUGGAUGGUCCGCUGCGUGCCCUACUUCAAGGACAAGGGCGACAGCAACAGCUCGGCCGGCUGGAAGGCCCUCAAACUGACACGAGAUGUAGAGAGAGAACCCUUUGCCAAAUCUGCUGUCAGCAAGUGGACAGUGAUACUGUUUACAGCUUAUGACCUUUGUGAACCCUGCAUUAUUUUCCUAAUGAAGCAGACUGCUAAUAGGCCCCUUACCAGAGUGAAGAUCCUCCUUUUUUUUUUCUUUUUUUUCUUUUUUUUUUUCUCUUUUUUUGGGGAAUUGAACUCAUUCUGAAGUAUGCAAAAUCUUCCUUUUCUGGGAUGGCCAAGCACCUGCUGUGGAGACAAUGUUCAGCACCAUCCUGUUGAGAACACACUGUGUAGCCUUUUACAGUAGUUACUUGUCAAUGAGUAUGUGGUGUUUCGAUAUAUUAAUGGUUUAUGGGAUGUUUUAAGUUGGCUUUUCUUUUUGGAGGUUUUCCUUGUCUGCCCACCCUCUCCCCCUAAAACCUCCAGUUUGAUUUCCUUAGAUUUUUGACCAUUUUUGCUUUCUCUCCCUUGGGAAUCUGAAGUACUGUGCACACGCAAGGAAAUGAUCAUAACCCAGCACUGCUCAGACGUCAGGGUUUUCUGAAUAUACAGCAUUUGCUAUACGGAUCAACCAGCUGAAUUCCAGAGAGAGGUGAUGUGUGUGGUCUGUUCGUUUGUUGGGUUGGUUGGUUUGUUUCUUUCUUAUUAUUUCCUUAAAUCUAAUGGUACACCCCUGUUUUCCAUAAGCAUCAAACCAGGGUUGAUUGCAAAUCAAGGGAAGCCUUUGAGUUUGCCUCUUGACUCGUGAGGACGGACUGACAGCAGGUGCCAUUGCCCACAUAUGCACGGGGCAGGAGCCCAUUUGCUGCCCACCAGAGCAGGCUCCCCUCCUGCCGUAUGUUAGCAAAGCUGCCCCUGCUGCCACAGCAAGCUGGUAAGGAGUUGUAAGCUGAGCUGCCAGACAAGUUGAAUAUAGCCACCUGUAAGGAUGCGUUUGAAAAAGCAAAAAUUAAGGGAAAUAUGCCACUUGGCAGAAAACCUGAGCGUAGAGGCUGGGCAUCAGCAGGUGACUUGCAGUGGCAAUACUGGGAGUUGAGGCACAGGUCAUUGCAGGGUGUGUUGCUGCAUUGGUGAUCCUUUUGGGGUUUUUUUUUCUUUUACUCCGUUUUGGACAUAUCCUUGAUUAUUUUUUCCUGCUCAUUAUGUAUGAUCUGUUGUGGCAGAAGAAGCAAGAGAGGGAAUGGCGAGGUGACAGUAUCAUACAAAUGGCUUUUGAUAUGAGCAUAGGUUGUAACAGGAUAAAUGACACUGAAAGACAAGGCAAUUUUAUAUAUUUUGCUUCUAAGAUUUUCUUUUGUAAGAUGAAUAAUAACUAAUAAUAAUAAUGAAUAAAAGGUAUGGUGCUGUAUAGAUCCUCUAUAAUCUGGAAAGUUUGAUUACUUUUUAGUAGUAUCUUGUGGGGGAGGGAUACAAAAAAAGAGGGGAAAACACCAAUGGUACAUAGGAACUUGGUAUGAAGAAGUUCUGAAUAGGACAGUGUAUACAUAAUUCUCCAAAGCGAUAUAUGAAGUUUUUUUUCUUUGCAUAAAAGCGUUAUGCAUAUAAAUAUAUAAAUAUAUUUUAUUAUGUACAGAAAUGGAUCAUUAUGCAUGGAUGUUAGGAAAACAAACUAGCAUUUUAACCCAAAGCCUCAGUGCAUGAGUUCCCACCAACCCGUGUCCCAUGCAAUGUGGAGUGACUCCCGCUCGCCACUGCCACCGCACAUACACAGUCAUGCAUACACACAGGUGUGCACAUACACGUGCGCAAACAUGCAAGCAUUCAUGGGCCCUUCCUCCCGCCUUACUUUCCUUACUUUCCAGGUCCCCGAGGUGAUAUUGGUGAAACAACAGCUCCUAGUGUGAUGGAAGUUUUGGUUUUGUAUCGUAGCCCCUACGCUGUGCUCUCGUAAAGAUGCACCUCUUGGUUUCUUCCUGCAGUUAUGACUGUGUAGACUCUGUGCAGUUGUGGUUAUCGUAGCCCUGUAGCAUAUCAACUCUUCCAAGCAGCCAAAGGUUUAUCAUUCACCUUUGAAAAAGAAUUCUCUUUUGGUUUUACACCGAGGUGGUCUAUUUGUCAGCGUGGAGACUAGUUUAUUACAUUUAUUGGAGUUAGCUGAUGCUCAUUGUUCAUCUGUGUCAGCAGCCAGCUACCCGGGAGGCUCAUGCGGCACAGUGGUCACCUGGGCUAGAAGUCACUUUGCUUAUCAGAGUCCAGUUGCAGGCAUCUUCUGCCCAAAUUCUUUGAGAGGUUUAUCACCAGCCUUCUCCAAACGUGUAGCAUUAGCUCUCAGCUUCCUGGUACACCCUGAAACGUGUGAGCGUACGCUGGAGGACUUCACUCUGGUGCUCCUUUCCCCGAGGCUCCCCUGUGGCUGCUGCCCUGCAGCUAGGCUUGUGCCCCUGUCCCGUGGUUUUGGCUGCCAGCAGAGCCCACUCGGUGGCUCCCCAUGCUAGCAUGCAGCAUUUGGCCCCUGCACGGGUCAGCCUCCAGUGAGGCCCGGGGUGCCUGCCCAAAGACCACCGACCAGGUCACUGACAGCACCAGUAAGACGUGACUUGAUGGUAUGGCCAAGGUGACCACAAUCCAUCAUUAUUUUUUUUUUCUUGGUACAGAUGCAGUUCUUGUCAAAAGCAAGGGAAGGCCCGUUAGCUUAAACUAAAUGGGGGCGCCUUCUGCUCUGCUCUGGCAGCCUGGCCCCCUUGAGUUCGACGAAGCUAGCUCCCACUGGCAGGAAUGAGAGAGAAAACUAUGGUCCGCUCUGUUCAAAAAAAUGGAGAAAACCCCACUUAUUUUAGAGACAGCCCAUCAAUGGCAGAGAAGUUGUGGUGGUUUUGUUUUUUUUUUAAAAGCAUUAGUGACUGAAAGGCUUAAUUUGCCUCCCAGCAAUGUCAAAGAAAGUAUUUCCAUUGGCAUGGCUGGGACACCUUGGGCCCCUGCUUCGGAGAACAUCCCAGCGCUUGCUGAAGAGAGGUGGACUUGGCCAACCUCUUCAGUUUGAUUUGGUUUCUUUUGCUCAUUUUUGGGGCCAGAAUUUUCUAAUGGACACGCCUGGUGUCAGGCACCAAGCGCCAGGGACUCCAGCAUGCUCACAGGGGUGAGCUGCUCUGCCCUCGUCACUCCUCAAAGGAAGGAGGGGUGCCAGGUCCCCCCAGGCCCAGGGGAAAGUCACCACCCUCUAUGCCUGCUGAGGUGCCCAGCAAAUGCCCUCCUCUCCAGAGGUGCUAGAUAAAUCUCUCUGAAUUCAAAGGGCCACUUAUUUAGGUGUCAGAAUACAGACUUGAAUGGCUAAUUUUGGGAACCUACCUUUUGGAAAUCUUUGAAUCUUUGAACACGUUUCCUUCUGAAACCUUGUAAAACAGAUAAAAGUCCAAAACAAUUACAUAGUUAUCGUUCAGACACCUGGUCUAACCAAAAGAUCUAAAGAGGUGACAUUUAUGCUGAUCGUAGUCACAGGUUUGGGGCUUGAUUUAAUGAUUUUGUAAAAUAAUUUUCUCUGAGGAUAAUUGGAUAGUUGACCACCGCUUAACUCCAGAAAUUGUGCCACUGCUUCAAAAAGUGACCUUUCAGGUCAUGUAUUUCUCUAGAAUUAUGUCAUUGCUUGGCAAUUGGUGUCCUGCAAGUGUUUCUAGUACACGAUACACCUUUGGAAUUGCCAAGAGAUGCGAAGGGGGACCAGAUACAUUUCGUUACUAUGGGUUGGAAAAAAUGGAUUGUACAUUUGGCUUCACAUGUUUAACUUUUUUUUAAAAAAAGUUGCAUGAUUGGAAAAAAUAUGUAUACAGUAUCUGUAAAGCUGUUUUAUCUGUUUUUGUUUCAAGCCAUGUAAAUUGGAAGAAUAUUAAAUCCACAGCCUUAUCGCGCAUGGCCGUCUUUACAUACCGAAGAGCUGAACAGUUUAUACUUUUCAUUUGGGCUAUCUUGUACUUUCAUUUGAAAGCAGACACUCUCAUGUUGCAGUCUUACUGAGAAUUUUAUAUUAAAGAAAAAAGAAAAAAGAUGCUGCCCUGGAGGAAUAUACUACCUUACUACACAGAGGUUGGAAGGAAGUUUGUUUUGGAGCAAAACCUGCCCCUUUCCAAACAAAGUAGAGACGCAGUGCUUACUCCACUUGGUGUUAGUAGAUAUUGCCUUGUGUAUUCCAUUUUAAAUUGUAAUCUAGUUUGUAAAAGAGAUGGUGACGCAUGUAAAUAAAGCAUAAUGGAUCUCUACAUUGCA